GAGAAACUUUAUACGCGAUCGUUGUCGAAGAUGUAGUGAAUAUGAUCGGUUGGCAGUACGUUGCUUAUGGCUGCAUCGCAAAGAGACACUUGGGUCAAAUUGACCAAUCGUAAUCGUGAAUUUCAAAAUGGCAAGUCUCACGUUUAUAGUGUUUUUUUUGUUUGUGUGCGACAUUUCGUCAACGGUAUCUCUCUGGCAUAACCUUGGUACGUUUUCCUUCCUCGUCUGUAUAAAGUAUAUUUUUUCUCUUUCCGAGCUCAUUUUACAGUCUCAUCGUACGAAAAUGAGUUCUCAUGGAAAAGCAGAGACUGAUAGACUGAGGAAGAAUUUGGAGGAACAAUUAGAUCGACUUGUGCAACAACUGGAAGAUCUGGAAGAUAGCAGAAUUACACUCGAUGAAGUAGAUUAUCAAGAAUGUAAAGAAGAUACUAUGGAACAGCUCCGUGAACUCAGUGAAAGUCUACAAAGAAUGAUAUCUGGAGAUAUGACUUUGAUUGAUGAACUUGGUGCGAUGCAAUUGGCAACUCAAGCAGCAAUAAGUGAAGCCUUUCAAACACCAGCUGUAAUAAGAAUGUUUGGUAAACGUGAACCAACUCUACUCAAGGAACUUCUCGCACAAAUUGAUCGUGAUGUGAAACUAGGAAAGUUAAAUAAAGAAAUUGCUGAUCGUCAACGUGGAGAAAUAAUGAGUGCUUUGAGGCAACUUGGUGAAAAGCUAGAACCAUCUGAAUUACAGUUGUUGGAACGAUUAUCCUUAAAUAAUAUCGAUACUGCGAGGUAUGUGCAAGUCACUGAAACAACAGGAAAGGGUAAAAUAGCUUUAUUAGAUAUAAUAGGUAAGGAAGUUAAAGCUACGCAAGAUACUUGAACUUAUCGAAUUUAAUUAGCAGCAGUACUUGUGCCAAUGUAACUAUUACUACAACGGGCCACUGAUGGUUAUUGAUAAUCUAUUGCUACUUUUUUAAAAUCUUAUCAGAAUAAUUUUAAUAUACAAUAUAAUCUUGCUCUAUAAUUUAUAUAUUCAUUUUUUGCCAGUUUGACAAUCCGUAAUUUCAAUAUGUAUAAGUAAUAUGUAUCAUUAAGAUUCAAAAUAUUUAUAUCGACAUAUGACUUAAAAUAUGCAUGCAAAAUAUAUAAUAUUAAAUAUAUUCUAACUUAUCUAUUCAUAUAUAACAUUUGAUUUUAAAUCAGUAGCAAUGCAGUGAUAAUUGUAUCUGACCAUGAGGCAAAAAUGAUUUUCUGUUAUUGAAAUUUUAUAAAAAAUAAAUAUAUAUGACACACAUAUAAUUCCUAGAAACUGUUACAUAAUUUUUAGAAAUAUUCUGUUGCUUAGAAUUUUACUGUGAUACAAUAUAUAUAUAGCGUAUCAUUCAAAGAUUCUUUAGUGUGUAUGUUAUUAGUGCUACAUAUAAUUUAAAUGCAUUCUGCAAUAUUGUAUAU
Harpegnathos saltator (Jerdon's jumping ant) is the source of this 1440-nucleotide messenger RNA. Its product is annotated as protein LZIC. Gene Ontology annotation, molecular function: beta-catenin binding. Lineage: Eukaryota; Metazoa; Arthropoda; Insecta; Hymenoptera; Formicidae. The coding region runs from base 128 to 868 and encodes 246 amino acids. The transcript has 3 exons. The record is from RefSeq and is a predicted model, not a curated record.